UGCUGCAGGCACUUACCUGCCACCCCUCCAGCAGGUAUUUCAAGCUCCUCGCCGGCCUGGGAUAGGAACUGUUGGGAAGCCCAUCAAACUCUUGGCCAACUACUUUGAGGUAGACAUUCCCAAAAUUGAUGUCUAUCACUAUGAAGUUGACAUCAAGCCAGACAAGUGUCCCCGCAGAGUCAACAGGGAGGUUGUGGAAUAUAUGGUGCAACACUUCAAACCUCAGAUCUUUGGAGACCGGAAGCCGGUGUACGAUGGAAAGAAGAACAUCUAUACUGUCACUGCUCUGCCUAUUGGAAAUGAAAGGGUUGACUUUGAGGUGACAAUUCCAGGGGAAGGCAAAGACCGGAUCUUCAAGGUCUCUAUUAAGUGGAUGGCCAUUGUAAGCUGGCGGAUGCUCCAUGAAGCUCUGGUGAGCGGGCAGAUCCCUGUUCCUUUGGAAUCUGUCCAGGCCCUUGAUGUUGCUAUGAGACACCUGGCUUCCAUGAGGUACACCCCAGUGGGGCGUUCCUUCUUCUCUCCCCCUGAAGGAUACUAUCACCCCCUGGGAGGAGGUCGGGAGGUAUGGUUUGGCUUCCAUCAGUCUGUCAGACCUGCCAUGUGGAAGAUGAUGCUCAAUAUAGAUGUGUCUGCAACAGCGUUUUACAAGGCCCAGCCUGUGAUUGAAUUCAUGUGUGAAGUCCUGGACAUCCGGAACAUUGAUGAGCAGCCAAAACCUCUGACUGACUCUCAGAGGGUUCGGUUCACAAAGGAAAUCAAGGGUUUGAAAGUGGAGGUUACUCACUGUGGACAAAUGAAGAGGAAAUACCGUGUGUGUAAUGUUACUCGGCGUCCAGCUAGUCACCAAACGUUCCCCUUGCAGCUGGAGAGCGGACAGACUGUGGAAUGCACCGUAGCACAAUACUUCAAACAGAAGUACAACCUGCAGUUGAAGUAUCCCCACCUGCCCUGUCUUCAGGUUGGCCAGGAGCAGAAACACACCUAUCUGCCUCUGGAGGUGUGCAACAUUGUGGCUGGCCAGCGGUGCAUCAAAAAAUUGACGGACAAUCAGACGUCUACCAUGAUCAAAGCUACAGCACGAUCUGCUCCUGACAGGCAAGAAGAGAUUAGCCGGUUGAUGAAAAAUGCCAGUUACAACCUGGACCCAUACAUACAGGAGUUUGGCAUAAAAGUGAAAGAUGACAUGACAGAAGUGACUGGGCGGGUCCUGCCAGCCCCGAUUUUACAAUAUGGAGGCCGGAAUCGUGCCAUUGCCACACCCAACCAGGGGGUCUGGGAUAUGAGAGGGAAGCAGUUCUACAAUGGCAUUGAGAUCAAGGUGUGGGCCAUCGCCUGUUUUGCCCCCCAGAAGCAGUGCAGAGAAGAAGUGCUGAAGAACUUCACAGACCAGCUGCGCAAGAUUUCUAAGGACGCAGGGAUGCCAAUCCAGGGUCAGCCUUGCUUCUGUAAAUACGCACAAGGUGCUGACAGUGUGGAGCCCAUGUUCCGACACCUUAAAAACACCUAUUCGGGACUCCAACUCAUCAUAGUCAUCCUGCCAGGGAAGACACCGGUGUAUGCGGAGGUGAAGCGUGUAGGGGACACCCUUCUGGGCAUGGCCACUCAGUGUGUGCAGGUCAAAAAUGUGGUGAAGACCUCACCUCAGACUCUUUCCAACCUUUGUCUCAAGAUCAACGUUAAACUUGGAGGAAUUAACAAUAUCUUGGUGCCCCAUCAGCGUUCUGCCGUUUUUCAGCAGCCAGUUAUAUUCCUGGGAGCUGAUGUGACUCAUCCUCCAGCCGGUGAUGGAAAGAAGCCUUCCAUAACAGCUGUGGUGGGCAGCAUGGAUGCCCACCCAAGCCGCUACUGUGCCACGGUUCGGGUACAGCGGCCACGCCAGGAAAUUAUUGAAGACCUUUCCUAUAUGGUUCGAGAGCUGCUCAUCCAGUUCUACAAGUCCACGCGCUUCAAGCCAACACGGAUUAUCUUCUACCGGGAUGGUGUGCCUGAGGGACAACUGCCACAGAUCCUUCACUAUGAACUUCUGGCCAUUCGGGACGCCUGCAUCAAACUGGAGAAAGACUACCAGCCGGGCAUCACCUACAUUGUGGUCCAGAAAAGACACCACACUCGCCUCUUCUGUGCAGACAAGAAUGAGAGGAUUGGCAAAAGUGGGAACAUCCCAGCAGGAACUACAGUCGAUACGAACAUUACUCACCCUUUUGAGUUUGACUUCUACCUGUGCAGCCAUGCUGGCAUUCAGGGUACGAGCAGGCCUUCCCAUUACUACGUGCUUUGGGACGAUAACCGGUUUACAGCAGAUGAGCUCCAAAUCCUCACCUACCAGCUUUGUCACACAUACGUCCGUUGUACCCGCUCUGUUUCUAUCCCAGCACCAGCAUACUAUGCCCGUUUGGUGGCCUUCCGGGCACGAUAUCACCUUGUAGACAAAGAGCAUGACAGCGGAGAAGGCAGCCACAUCUCUGGCCAGAGCAACGGCCGAGAUCCUCAGGCUCUCGCCAAGGCUGUGCAAGUUCAUCAGGACACUUUACGCACCAUGUACUUUGCUUGAAAGCCCAACAUUUUUACCUCACUCCAGAAAGCUUUCCGAUUUGUAGGAGCCAUACAAAAAAAGAAAGAAAAAGAAAGAAAGAAAGAAAGAAAGAAAG
Python bivittatus (Burmese python) is the source of this 2648-nucleotide messenger RNA. Lineage: Eukaryota; Metazoa; Chordata; Lepidosauria; Squamata; Pythonidae. The record is from RefSeq and is a predicted model, not a curated record.